ACAUAAAAACGCUUAUUAAGCUUAUUUUAACGAUUUUUUUGUAUAAAAAGCUUAGUUUAUUUUAGUGGCCCGGCCGCCUAAAUGUGCAAGAGCACAAAUUAGCACAUUACUUAUUGAAUAACAAAAAGACAAAAAUAUACAUCUACUUACGAACUUUAGUCAUAUGAUCCGAGUUGACUCAUUUAGACUGCGAAUAAGUCCCAUCACAACUCGGCCUAAAAUGACAAUCAAUUCCAGCACACGACCGAGUCAACUCCGAGUUCCAGAACUCGAACUCAGUCAUGGAGACAGAAGCAUCCCCGUCAUAGGAUUAGGUACAGCUGUAGAUCCUCCAGUGUCAGUAAAAGACAUGAAAUCAGCAGUGUUACAGGCCAUAGAAGUGGGCUACCGGCAUUUUGAUACGGCCCAUAAGUACAAAUCGGAGCAGCCCAUUGGAGAAGCAGUCCAAGAAGCUUUGAGUAUGGGCUUAAUCCAAUCAAGAAAUGAACUAUUUAUCACUUCCAAGCUUUGGUGUGGUGAUGCUCAUCCUGAUCUUGUAGUUCCUGGUCUUCAGAAAUCCCUAAGAAAUUUGAAAAUGGAAUGGAUAGAUUUGUAUUUAAUUCACUGGCCAUUGAGCUGUCAGCCAGGGAAGUAUGAUUUUCCAAUAAAGGAGGAUGAUUUUCUUCCUAUGGAUUUUCAUGGUGUUUGGGCUGCCAUGGAAGAAUGUAAGAAGCUUGGCCUUACAAAAUGUAUUGGAGUCAGUAAUUUUUCCUGUAAGAAGCUGAAAGAUCUCCUGGCUCUCACUAAAAUCCCACCAGCAGUCAAUCAAGUGGAGGUUAACCCAUUUUGGCAACAGAAGAAGUUGAUAGACCUAUGCAAAGAAAAUAGAAUUGCGAUAACUGCUUAUUCUCCUUUAGGAGCCAUAGGAACCUUCUAUGGCAGUAACAGGGUUUUGGAAUCUGAAGUGCUUCAAGAAAUUGCCAAGGCUAAAGGAAAGUCUAUUCCUCAGGUAUGUUUAAGGUGGGCAUAUGAGCAAGGAAUUACAUUAGUGGUGAAGAGUUUCAAUAAAGAAAGAAUGAAAGAAAACCUGAUGAUCUUUGAUUGGGAAUUAAGUGAAGAAGAUAAUGAGAAAAUAAGGGGAAUCCCACAAAGUAGAGGGGUCACUGGUUGGCCUUACUUAUCAAAUAAAGGCCCUUUCAAAACUCUUGAACAACUCUGGGAUGGCGAGAUUUAAUCAUAUUGUGCUUCAAUUUGGUACUUUAUUUUUCAGGUUCUGUUUUAAUUGUUCUACGUUUGAAACAACAAUUAGAAUGUUAAAAUAUAAUUUAGAUCUUAGAAAACUUUGAUUUUGAA
Molecule: messenger RNA, 1332 nt
Organism: Amaranthus tricolor (Joseph's coat)
Lineage: Eukaryota; Viridiplantae; Streptophyta; Magnoliopsida; Caryophyllales; Amaranthaceae
Product: non-functional NADPH-dependent codeinone reductase 2-like
Exons: 4
Coding region: 164-1213 (349 amino acids)
Cellular component (GO): cytosol
Molecular function (GO): aldose reductase (NADPH) activity
Source: RefSeq, a predicted model, not a curated record